Molecule: messenger RNA, 1015 nt
Organism: Sinocyclocheilus grahami
Lineage: Eukaryota; Metazoa; Chordata; Actinopteri; Cypriniformes; Cyprinidae
Product: glutamic acid-rich protein-like
Exons: 2
Coding region: 167-1015 (282 amino acids)
Source: RefSeq, a predicted model, not a curated record
CCUCUCUAAUUCCCUCUGGUGGAUCCAGCGUCUGCACUUCCAAGUACUUGGUCCAAAGAUCUAAAGAUCUUGGAUCAUUGAACCCCAUAAGAAACCGCUCCUCUUGGGUGGAUACGAACACAUUUUUUAUAAACUGACUGUAUUUGUGUGAGGGAGCGACUGCAAGAUGGUAGCUUCACAUAGCUGGCUGUUGGGGCUUAUCGUAGCUCUGCUUUGCACUGGACCGUUCAGGGAUUCUGUGCAGGCUGAAGAAAGGCUGCGAAGUGAGGAAGCCGAGGUGCUGAGCGGUCUGGACCCUACAGGAGGUGAGAAAGAGGAGGUGGCUGAUGAGGAGGAGGUUGGAGAUGUAUCUGAAGAAGUAGAUGAAGACGUGGGAGGAGAUGGGGAAGCAGAGGAAGAUGAAGACGAUGGAGAGGAAGCUUCUGAGGAAGAGGUGACACCAGAAGAGGAGAUAACUAAGGAGGCAGAAUCAGCUGAGGCAGAAGCUGAGGAUGAGGCUGAAGAGGAAGCAGCAGAGGAAGAAGAGGAGGAGGAAUACACAGAGGAAGAGGUAGAAGUAGCAGAAGAGGAGGAGGAUACAGAGAAAGAGGAGGUAGAAGUAGAGGAAGGAUUAGCAGAAGAAGAGGAUUCAGCACAACAGAUAACAGAGGAAGAAGAAACAGCCGCAGAGGAUGAGGCAGAAGAGGGAGCAGAUGAAGAGGAAGUAGCAGAGGAAGAUGAUGAGGCAGAAGGAGUAAUAGAUGAAGAGGAGGAAUACACAGAGGAAGAGGUAGAAGUAGCAGAAGAGGAGGAGGAGGCAGAGGACGAGGAGGUAGAAGUAGAGGAAGGAUUAGCAGAAGAAGAGGAUUCAGCACAACAGAUAACAGAGGAAGAAGAAACAGCUGCAGAGGAUGAGGGAGCGCCAGGUGAGGAAGAGGCAGAUGAGGAGAAGGAAACUGCUGAUGAAGAUAAUGAGGAGGCUGGAGAUGAAGGUGAAGAUGAGGAGACCACAGAUACUGUUGAAGGUAACUACUGA